Molecule: messenger RNA, 288 nt
Organism: Linum trigynum
Lineage: Eukaryota; Viridiplantae; Streptophyta; Magnoliopsida; Malpighiales; Linaceae
Source: the annotation of a GenBank genome assembly
AUGGCAAGCUACGCGGCGGGGAAGAAGGCGGAGCGGUGGCAACAAAAGAACGGCGGAAGGAGUAGGAGCUGUCAGGCUCAGUUUCCUCUACUGCUCGCGCUUCAGGCUCUUGCGCGCCUCUCCAUUGCUACACUACGCGAAGGAGGAGGAGCGGCUGCAGUCGCCGAGGAAGAGCAAGGGCGGAGGUGGAUGAAUCACCGCCGGAGGAGGUCCGAGACGAAGGCGCGGCGCGACAUGGGGUGGGAUGAGGACGGAGUCGGCCAGUCGGGUGUUUACUUUAGGGUUUGA